CAUUCUGAUCCGAGGAUCAGCUGGAGGCAGCAAUAAACAGAAAUCUGCAGCCGGAAAUUAGAGAGAAGGGAGAAAAAGCUGCAGAUGUUAUGAUCUGAAAAGAGUGUAAAAUAUUUACACGAAGCCCUUCUUCUAAGAAGAAAGCCUUUUAUUUUUGUAACAUAGUGUUUUAACUAGGCUACCUCACGUUAAGGCUAUCUAAAGCUAUGCUUUAAAAGCUCUAUUUAUUGGCUAUUUUGUGUCACAUCGUUUACAACUUGAAAGAAUAUUGCAAAGGCAGGCCUUUGCGUUGACGUGAAACCAAGUGAAACCUUACAUUUGCACUACUGAAGCCUCCCUGUUCCAAGGUCCAGCAAAGGACUUCCAGUGAAGAACAAGAGACAAAAAGCAAAUAAGAUUUUCAAAGGCAGCUACAACUUUUCCCUUUUGACAACCUUCUGAUACAUCAACUAGUCAUGUUUCAGCGCUUGAGCAACCUUCUUUUUGGGGAAGUGGAGGAAGUGGCUGCAGAGAUCAAUGGACCCAAUCCUUGUGUGACAGAGGCAGAUGAGGAGGGCUGGAUGAUCGUCAACCUUCCUGUAGAGGCUGAGUGCAUGAUGCAGGUGGAAGAUGAGAACCCCCCACUGUCUGUGCAAUCAUUUCCAAGCAGUCAGUUAAAUAAUACAGACUCAGGCUCCAGAGCUGAUUGCUCUAUAGUCAACUCAAACCCACGCUGUAAGAGGCGCAAAACACAUAAAGGUCGCUCAAGGAGAACAGUAGACCCAACUUCUUACUGUAGUAAUAGUCCAUCAGACUUGAGUUUCACUACACCUGAAACUCUUGGCACAGGGGCCAGAGGGUCUCUGCCCUCCUCCCCCUCGUCCGUGUCCCCUGGCUCUCAGGACGGGUGUGGAGGCAGUGGGGGUAGUAGGACAGGCUCAGAGAGAGGCUGCAUGGAUGAGAGCUGGUUUGUCACCCCUCCCCCCUGUUUCACUGCAGAGGGAGCCACCGCUGAGGCCAGUCCCAUGGAGGACCUGCUCAUUGAACAUCCCAGCAUGUCUGUCUAUGUGUCCCAGAAUGGCACAGGCAUUUCAUCCAGCAGCAACCUAUCAGUGGUGGGAGAGGAGAGCAUGGCUAGCCUUGCAGGCAGCAUGAGUAGAGUGACAGAAUCGUCAGCAGUCCCGGCCACCUGCACCACUAUGCCCACCCGAGUCAGCCGUGGGGCAGCCCAGGCUGGGUCCUUGGCCAAGGUUACCCAAAUGUCCCGGGUUCAGCGCGGCAAAGCCCGCAUGGAGAGACGCCGCCUGGGACGUAAUCACAUUCAACGCCAAAAUCGUACCAGGGAGCAGGUUCCUCGUCUUGCAGCUCAUGUUCGUAAUAGCUUUCUUCACCAGCCCUGCAAGCGCAACUUCUGCCAUUAAACCCUACAGCCACUAGGUGGUGGUGUUUACUCUGAGGGCAUUAGCAAAUAUGUGCAAGACAUCCUUACAGUUGUUAAACUAGUUAUUUUCAACCGAGAUUCCGUUUAGCUGAGAACUAGAUAUUCAAAUUUGAUUUGCAAAACAAACAUCAUAGAAAGCCCUCUCCCAAACCACCUCCUGCGGCAUUCAAACAAAUGUCUGCUUCGUUUGAAAAUUACACAAAAAAAAGAGUUUAUUUUAAUCUUUUUCUUUAUUAAUAUUUAAAAAAAUUCUUUACUCUGUUCUAGGCAUGUAUUUGAAUCACUGCGAUACAAAAUUUAGAACAAAAAUAUUAAAGCAACCUAAAUAUUCCACUUAUGUCAAUUGAUACCUUUUUCUGGUGGAAAUGAGACACUGAUUGUGUCACUGAUUAUGUGUUUUGUGAUAAAGAAAAUACUACUUUUUGUGACAGUGAGGGAAACUCAAGACAUAUUUUUAAUUUGUCUGCACAACAACACUUUAAGGCAAAAAUAGGAACAAAAUCAUGUUGCGAGAUUUCUUGUUCACAUUUAGAAGGGUAUGAGCAAGUUGUGCAUGGCAAAGUAAAUGGGCAAAACAGACUAAAGAGUGAGUUAAGAGCUGGAUUUACUGAAGUAAAAAGAUGUGGUUUUAAAUUAGAUGGAUUGUAGAAAGAGAUGUUCAACCCCAAACUUGAAAACCUGUUUACAAAAUAGUAUUAAUAACUAUAUUAUUUGUGUCAUAAUUUGAUUGGUUUGCUGGUUUGAGGUUUUUAGGUUUGACAAGUAAUUGUAAGUGCAGAGCAGUAUUUAAAGUGACUCUUUAUUUAGUUUUGUUGUUUCAGUUUCCCAUGUUAAUUUGCUGUCUAUUACACUUUCCACCCAAAAAGUUGUCAUCAGACAAAGCGAAAGUAGACAUAAAAAUCAAGACCCUGCAUGAAUUUGUAAGUAUCUUAAGCUAAGUGCCCAGCACAUGUGACAUUGGUCAUCUCCAUCAUGUGCUGUGACUGAAUACAAGUGCAGUCUUCUCAAGAAUCAGACUGCAUCCAAGUCAAAUGUGUCAUCAAAGCCCCUCAAAUCACUCAAAACGUUUUGUGUUUUCUUAAACAUCAGCUUGCCAUAUAUUUCACUUAAAGGUCUAAUUUAUGUAUUCAAAACAAUAGUAAAAAUAAUGGUGCUGAAAUGUAUACUAAAGUUUGUAAAUUAUGUGAGACAUGGAUGUAUGUUUGCACUGUCAUACUUUUGUGAGUUUUAGCAGUGUGCUGUGUGCUUGUAUUUGUUUCUUUGUGAUUCUAUUUUUGUUUGACUCAAACUGUGUGACAAGAAUUUCUGACACAUUA
Boleophthalmus pectinirostris (great blue-spotted mudskipper) is the source of this 2736-nucleotide messenger RNA. RefSeq names its product tumor protein p53-inducible nuclear protein 2 (gene tp53inp2b). Bases 456 to 1400 code for a protein of 314 amino acids. NCBI's taxonomy places the organism in Eukaryota, Metazoa, Chordata, Actinopteri, Gobiiformes, Gobiidae. The transcript is spliced from 4 exons. Gene Ontology annotation, cellular component: nucleus; autophagosome. Gene Ontology annotation, biological process: autophagosome assembly; positive regulation of DNA-templated transcription. The record is from RefSeq and is a predicted model, not a curated record.